GGCGUGUCGUGAAAAGGGGCGGUCCUUCCGCGGGACUGUUAUUAUUUAUUUCUUUGUUUCAUGUGCACUUUAACAACAACAAUGGUGGCUAAUUGAAGACGUGUUUUGUGUUGUUUUGGCGUGCGCGGAUGACUGCCCCCUGCUCCACUUACCACACGGACCGGACGGGCGAAUCUUCGGGGGGAGGAUGAAGCGGCGCAAUGCGGACUGCAGCAAACUCAGACGGCCGUUAAAACGGAACCGAAUCACGGAGGGUAUAUAUAGCAGUACAUUUCUGUAUCUGAAGUUCUUGGUCGUGUGGGUGUUGGUUCUGCUGGCUGACUUUGUGCUGGAGUUCAGGUUCGAGUACCUGUGGCCCUUCUGGCUUUUCCUCCGCAGUGUCUACGAUUCCUACAGAUAUCAAGGACUGGCGUUCUCGUUCUUCUUCGUAUUUGUGGCGUUGACAUCAGACAUCAUCUGCCUCCUCCUCAUCCCCGUUCAGUGGCUCUUCUUUGCUGCCAGCACUUAUGUGUGGGUCCAGUAUGUGUGGCACACAGAGAGAGGAGUGUGUCUCCCCACUGUAUCGCUGUGGAUCCUGUUUGUUUACAUCGAAGCUGCCAUCCGCUUUAAAGAUCUGAAGAACUUUCACGUUGACUUGUGUCGACCUUUUGCUGCUCACUGUAUUGGGUACCCGGUUGUUACUCUGGGCUUCGGCUUCAAGAGCUACGUGAGCUACAAGAUGCGCCUGAGGAAGCAGAAGGAGGUGCAGAAGGAGAAUGACUUCUACAUGGAGCUGCUGCAACAGGCGCUACCUCCAGAGCAGCAGAUGUUACAGCGACAAGAGAGGGAGGCAGAGGAGGCCAAAGGGAUUUCAGAGGCAGAACCCUUAGUAAUAUCCCAGAACGGGGGCCCUCCCGGUAAGAAAAGCUCCUCAGUGCCAUUGCCAGAGCUGGAGUAUCGGGAGAAAGGGAAGGACAGCACCGCAAAAGAGCGGGAAAGCAAAAAGCAAAACAGCCUGGGAAUCAAUAACAACAACAUUCUACACUCACUGGACUCCAAACUACAGGAGACAGAAUAUAUUGAGAACUUCAUCAGGGCAAAGAAACUUAGUAACGACGUGGCGGCAGACAGCGACGCCCCUGCACACGCUGCUUCCAAAGAGGAAGCGGCGGGAAGCGGCAAGAACUGCAAAAAUGCUUCCGGGGGCGGCGUCUCUAACUCUCCUCCCAGGAAUCACAGCUUCAGCAACGGCAGCGUUCAGACGGCUUCCUCGGCCAGCAAGAAUGAGAAGAAGCAGAAAGGAGGGAGCGGGAAAAGUCUGAGGGAUCCUGUGGAGAACUGCAUCCCCAACAACCAGCUGGGAAAACUGGAUGCUUUAGUCCGGCUGGAGCAGGACGUGAAGCGCCUGAAGGCGGACCUCCAGGCCAACAGACAGCUAGAGUCGGACCUGCGGUGUCAGCUGUCCUCGCUCAGCAGCCAAGACCGCAGCCUGCGCUCCGAGCUGGGCCAGCUCCGUCAGGACAACGAUCUGCUCCAGAACAAGCUCCACGGCGCCGUGCAGGCCAAGCAGAAAGAUAAGCAGACCAUCUCCCAGCUGGAGAAGAGGCUAAAAGCCGAGCAGGAGGCUCGCAUCCUGGCUGAAAAACAGCUGGCUGACGAGAGGAAGAGGAAGAAGAUGGAGGAGGCCACGGCUGCCAGGGCGGUGGCUUUGGCCGCAGCUACAAGAGUGGAGUCCAACGAUUCGCUGCGUGGUCGGAUUAGAGAGCUGGAGACGGAGUGCAAGAAGCUCAGCAUGGACAUGAAACUCAAGGAGGAGCAGAUUCGGGAUCUGGAGGGCAAGUGUCAGGAGUUGCGCAAGUACAAGGAGAACGAGAAGGACACGGAGGUGCUGAUGUCGGCGCUGUCCGCCAUGCAGGAGAAGACUCAGCACCUGGAGAACAGCCUGAGUGCAGAGACCAGGAUCAAGCUGGAUCUCUUCUCCGCACUGGGAGACGCCAAGAGGCAGCUGGAGAUAGCACAAGGCCAGAUCCACCAGAGGGAGCAAGAGAUCGCCGAGCUGAAGCAGAAGAUAGCGGAGGUGAUGGCGGUGAUGCCCAGCCUCUCCUACUCGUCAGACGGCAGCAACCUCAGCCCCGUCACGCCGCACUACUCCUCCAAGUUCAUGGACAAUAGUCCCUCCUCCCUGGACCCCAACGCCUCCGUCUACCAGCCCCUCAAAAAAUGACUCAAUCCACUUUUUGGAGUUCAAUCUCUCGGUUUCAGUUGUUUACAAACUCCUGACAGUGUUUGCACUCUGAAGGACACAAAUAUACAUAUCUGCUGAGGGUCGUGACCUUCACUUUCAGUCAAAGGAGGAAAGAAAGAGCCAUCGUGUGUCAAUCUUCUUUUCCCAGAACAGGCAUUAUUACUUCCUUCACCAAGUGAGAAUGUAAGCAGCACUCAUGCUUUCUUAGUGUAGAGCACUGAUCUUCUCACAAUAUGCACUUCCCCUUACAACCAGGCUUAUUUGUCACCCCCAGGAUUGCCAAAACCACCAAAUUACAACCCCUCUUAUAUUUCAAUGAAUUAUUUGCAGAUUUUACAGUGCCUUGCAUAAAAUCCUGCAGUUUCUCCUACAAUAAGGUUGUUUUUGCAGCAAAAACAAAGCUGUGAUUGUCUCACACCCAACAGUUUACAUCAUGUACAGUACAGGCCACAAGUGUGGACACACUCUCUAUUUUCAUUUCAUGACUACUUACAUUGUAGAUUGUCACAUCAAAACUAUGAAUGAACA
Molecule: messenger RNA, 2752 nt
Organism: Nerophis lumbriciformis (worm pipefish)
Lineage: Eukaryota; Metazoa; Chordata; Actinopteri; Syngnathiformes; Syngnathidae
Gene: maco1a
Product: macoilin 1a
Biological process (GO): neuronal signal transduction
Cellular component (GO): rough endoplasmic reticulum membrane
Source: RefSeq, a predicted model, not a curated record